Ectocarpus siliculosus is the source of this 2031-nucleotide messenger RNA. The record is from the annotation of a GenBank genome assembly. NCBI's taxonomy places the organism in Eukaryota, Phaeophyceae, Ectocarpales, Ectocarpaceae.
AUGCUAGAGAGGAGGAUGGUGGGGACAUUGAGGCUUGGGGCGCGGCAGUGCAGCCAGCUCUUCCAAGCCACGCAGCCGCGGUUUUCGACCAAAACCGAAGAAGGCCGUUCCUUCCGCCGCUGCCAGCGUCGGUGGUACCAGUGGCGACGUGCAGCGCUCCAUCAAUUCUGGGCGGCAGCAGCCCCCCGGAGGGAAGCGCCGGCGAGCCGCGGCAUCGGAACCAUCCUGGCAGCUUCUUCGUCGCUAGCUUCUGGUGGUGGGGGGUCGUCGGCACGGAUAGUGCCCGGGUUUCCAAGUUCUGCGGCGGGAGGGAAUGGGGCGGGAGCGGGGUCGAAGAGCUUGCCGAGGCCCGGCUCGAGCUUCAUCGCUACACCCGGGAGCUCCCUCAAGGCUAGUGGUGCUGGUGGUGCGGAGAAGCGUUCGGGCGGCACCGGUCUCCAGAACGGUGGCGUUAGCGGCAAGGAGCUGGCGGAGGCCUGCGGGGCUGCUGGCGCCGCCGGGAAGAGGAGCAAGGGAAAGGACAAGGACAAGCUGGAAAAGGCGGUCAAGAUGAAGGCGGCGGAUGCAGCGAGGAGGAGGAGAAAAGCUCUAUCGGAGGCCGGCGGGGCUCCUCCGCCGCCCAAGCAGAGCAUGAAGGUGGUCUUCAAGGACGGGAAGCUUGUGGUCAACGACGCUGAUCUGAUCGUGGAAGGCGCCAGCGGCAUCGACGACGAGAACCGAGAAGAGGUGGACGAGGACGAGACCACAGCGGCGACGGCGAGCUCCUUCACCAACCGCGAGACCGCCAUGCGGUGGAAGCCCCACGACAUCAUCAAGUUUUACAGGGGUAUCCAGAUGUACAACCUGUCGUUCGACCAGAUGGCCAAGACGCUGUUUCGCGGGGAGCGCACCCAGAAGCAGCUCAAGAAGAAGUUCGAGAAGGAACUUCGGAACCACCCGGAAAUGGUGCAUCGCGCCCUCAGGACCCAGAUCAACAAAGACCACCCUUACUUCUCGAAAGAUCCGCCGCCGCUGCCUACCUUCGAGCCCGAACCGAAAGAAAAGGUCCGGAAGACUAGGCAGGGCGCCAAACGAAAAGCAGCAGCGGGCACAAGAGGAGCAGCAGCAGUGGGGCAGAAGGGCGGCGGCCCGCCGGCUGCCGGAAAGAAAACCUCCUCCUCCUCCUCCUCCUCGAGGAAACCCAAGGGCAAGGGUGGCCCCGGCAGCGCCGCUGCAGCCGGCGCUAGCGAUGAUGAUGGUGAUGACGAGGAGGAAGGAGGUGGGGGAGAGGGAGAGCAGCCCCCGGUGAAAAAGAGGAAGAAGCGGGCUCGCGGCACGGCGGCUGCCGCCGCCGCGAGAGAACGGCGAACGGCCGCCUCCGCCGCCGCCGCCGCCGCCGGAAAGACAGGGUCCGCCGCUGCUGAGGAGGAGGGAGGGGGGGGCGGUGGAUGUGGCGCAGAGGAGGCGGGGGGGGUAUCGAGGGAGAGGCGGCCGUACCGCGCGGUGCGCGACCACCCCCGCGUGGCCGCCGACGCCGCCGCUGUUCAUUCCGAUGACGGACGCGAGACGACGGUCACGGACGACGAGCAACAAGAGAGUGACGGAGAGGAAGGGAGCGGAAGCAGUGAGGCUGGCGGGGGCAGCGAUGAGAGAAGGGGGAAGGCUGCUGUUGCCGCUGCUAUGACGACGGUCGCUCGGAGCGGCGGCGGCGGCGGGGGCGGCGGCGGCGUCAAGCGGAUACGCGGCGACGACGUCGCCGGCACCACCGGCGAGCGGGACGAUGACGGGCCAAAUCCCCCGCGCGCCGGAAAGAGACCAAGAGGUACAAGCGCGGCUGCCAACGAAGACGGCGGCGGCGGCGUUAGUGGUGGGUCAACCACGAGUAGGAGCGGCGGCUGCCGUGAGUCACGGCGAGAGGAGGAGGGUGGGGCAGACCCCGACGCGCGUGCCAACGGCGCUGCGCGGGCGGCGGGAGAGCAGCAGCGGGAAGAGGAUGAAGUGGACGGCCCCAGGAUGUCCGUCUCGGCACGUAUGCCCGGGAGGCGGAGAUAG